GUUCGAACUCUGUAUGUAACUUGAGCCUGCAUGCUUCCUACAUUCCAAUCAGUUGAGCGAUCCCGAAAUUGAUCAUCGAUGCGAAUGUUGAAGAUUCCCUCGAUCUGAACAGUUUGUUGUCGACAGCUUCGCACCAUGUGCUUCAGUGACGAUGCGUACCAGCGCACCAAUGCAUCGCUCCAUCCCCGCCUGCAAUCGCUGUCGGAGCCGGAAAACACGUUGUGACACUGGGCGUCCACGCUGCACUCCAUGCCUUCGGGCAAACUCUUCCUGCUUCUACUUCGAUCCAAGUACGAAAACCAACGUUCCACGACAGUCCAUCUGCGACCUAGAGGCGCAAUUGGAACAGCUUCAACUCGAACACGACAAAUUGCUUGCAGAAAGCUCGUUUCAUCCGAGAGACGCAGCAAGUCUCCAUUCCGAGACCUCCCGCGAUGCUCAGCUUCUGGCCGCGGAAGCGGCACAGGCCAAUUAUACGAUUGAUCCUACCUCGAGAACAUCUGGGCGGCAUCCGGCUCUUGGUAGUAGAAUCGGCAGCAUCCAAGCCGACUUGAUCGAUCUAGGAGGUGCCCGAGGCGAAGCGCAUUAUCUGGGAGACUCAAGCGGGUUACACAUUGCACGAGCUGUUCUGGAGACUGCUCGGCAGAACGACCCAAACUUGGAUGCAUUUUCUGUCCAUGAGAGUCCGGUCCUCGCGAAUGACAUUUCCUGCUCUCCGUUGAAUGAGCUGGCGGCCCUGCCAGGUCACGCAACCAUCCAAGAGCUCGCGGCUAUCUUUUUCUCCCAUUUUCAAGUUCAAUAUCCAAUCUUGAUCGAGGAUGAAUUUUUGCAGGAAAUCCCGACUCUCUCUGAUGCUUCCCGCGUCAAAUCUCGGUUCAUGGUCACAAUGGUGAUUGCCAUUUCACUGUCCUGUCUCUCCAGGAGCCAUCCCCACGCCGCUGCCUUGGCUGAGACUUAUGCUAGUCAUGCAUUAUUGGAUCUUCCUGCCAUCUUGCAAAAGAAGGAUACCCAAGCACUGCAGUGUGUUCUACUUUUGCUUCUCUACUCAUUGCUCACUCAGACCAAAACGCCGACUUGGUACAUUUCUGGCCUCUGCACCAGAAUGUGUGUGGAUCUUGGGCUGCAUAACGAAGAUUCAAUCCUGUCUCCUGGUUCCGAUUUCCAGAAUGAUGCAGAAGAUAGAGUGAUCGACACAAAGCGACGUCUGUUCUGGGUCACUUACUCCUUCGACAGGACCUUGAGCACUAUUCUUGGACGACCGUUUACACUCACCGAGGAAACAAUCGAUGUGAAGUAUCCAUAUUCAACCGUGUCGAUCGACAAACGCGAUCAGGUGAUACAUUGGCUGCGUUUGCAGAGAAUUCAGAGCCAGAUGGUGCUCAAGCUAUAUGGAUCAACAAGACUGAAUCACCAACUUAACAAGGACGACCUUCAGGCCUGGACCUGCGAAAUGUCCUCCAGCUUGGAUGACUGGCUGUACGAAAGUCGACGACUGGAGAACGGAGGACUUCAAGAUUUAGACUGGUGGACCUACUGGUACUACAACACGCUUUUGUUCUUGAACCGGCCUUCGCCCAAUCGGCAUGAUUUGGAGCCAGAGCAACUUCUGACUUGCCUUACAGCAUCCAAAAAUACCGUCCAGCUCUCGUUCAUUCGGCAAAAUACAGGGGUAGCUGGAUUCACUUGGCUCGAUCUCCAAUAUCAACUUUCGGCAGGAAUAACUCUUCUGUUUGCUCUUCGGACAAGUUCGGAUGUCCGUGCAGAAGCAAAGCGUGACUGGACCACAAUAAAGAGCUGCUUGGUGCAGUGGGAGAACGUACUCAACGAAAUGAUCAAGACGUGGCCAAAAGUCAGUCGAGCAAGGGAUAUCCUUGUCACUCUGGCACGACAGACAACGGAAUUGGUGGAAAGGGAGAUCAAAGGCAUUUUACAGUCUUGUUCUCGUGCAGCUGGCUCGAGUACUUCUCAAACAUUACCUUCGACAGCCAUUGAUACAUGGUUGACACUGCGCACCAACGGAUCCCCAGGUACCCAGAAUAGGUCAGAGUUGCAACCGAGAGCUCCUCGAGCGGACUGGACAGGCUUGCGCUCCCAACAGGAUUUUCGACAAGAAAGCCCUAAUGAGACCAUGUAUCGCGAAACUUCUGCUGCAAACAACGAGAGUACCGGAGUAUCUGGCACUGAAAGCGCGUUGUCGGGUCUGCCAGCAUCAAAUGCCCGACUCGACCCAAACAAUCUUCUUGGAUCCGACCACAUACAACCUGGCGAGUUUCGGAAGGAUUGGGGUCCCUCAAUGGCAUUCCAGCAGUCUUUCGAUGAGUUUGGGACUUUUGAGUACUUCGCAAACGUUGGACGACUGCCAUAUGAUGACAUGGCCACCUUUGGCGAUUUCGAUCUUAUGGAGCCCUUCUAUAUGGAGAGCGCCUUGAACUUCGAAGGCGAUCUUGAGAUGACAUGAAUACAACAACAUGCCACAUUCCUACCGUCGAUAUAACAAAAAGCAACCUCGUCUGCAUGCAUGCUACCUAGCAGAUUUCCCUUUGGUAAUUUCCAAGACCAGGUCUUGCAAUUCAUUGCGCGAAUCCGAUCCACCUUGUUUGUCUCGAAGUGUGUCGAAAGGUUGCAAUCUUGUCGGAGCUGAAUGAUGCCAGAAGUUGACAACUUCCUUGGGCAUGUGCGACUCCAUGUCCUGAAUACCCUGGCUUUGUUCGGCCUGCGGUUUUAUCAACAACUCCACAGCUGCAGUGCUCAGCUUUUCAAAUCUUUUGGCCAGAAGACGACCCUCCUCCCAUCGAUCUGAAAGCGAUCUUAACAUGAAAUUGACAUCAGCAACUCCCCUCCACAAGUCAAGCGAUUGUGUUGGAGCUGCAGCAUCGACUUGAUCGGUAUUUGUCUCUGGUGGAUCAACGUCAACCUUCUGAAUAUGCCGCAGCUGCCAGUAGGCAUAUAUGAUGGCAAGGCCCGCAGUAUAUGCCUUCGCUGAGGCGAUUUGGACAUAAAAGAUCUCAUUUCCUUCCACUAAUUCACGAUAUGCCUUUACGAAGCUGAGGGAUGCCCUCCACAGUUCCCGGAGAUCUUCUGGCGUCCGUUUUCGGAUAGCCCGACACGGACGGUAGAUGAGCAUCAUGCCCUGAGACCAUUCGCUCUUGAGCAAAAGUCGAGCAUGUUCGGACAUGAACAUGGUAUUUUUCCGAGCCCAAUCCUCGAACUGCUCCACCAAUUCUUCAACCAGCCGAACAGGAUUCUCUGUUAUUUCUGACAUGUACAGUUUCUCGUAUGCAAGAGACUGAAGUCUCAAGACAUGGUAUCUCUGCUUGUAUCCCGAGAUUUCAUUUUCGGUCGCUUCAGAUCCGAUGCUGAAAUGGGGCACGUCCACGUGGAUGACCUGAUCAGAGAUCUCACAAGGCCGUCCAGUGCCGAGGGAGAUUGAGCGGUCAAAUGAAUACAUAGACCAAAACAGCCGGCGCCUUGUUUCUAGCAAGUUGCCGCUCAUCUCAAUAGAUGGACCACUGGGAUCUUGGUGCAGUCCGAGGUCGACACAGAUGCGCAUGCCGACUCCAACGAGGUACCAGGCGUUCAGCUGUGAUGGGUUUAGGGUGGCAUAUUGAAUGAGGAAAAGGAUUGCCUGGCGGCUUGGAAGCUCUCAGCAGCACUAAGGGAAAUCACAGAAUCGACAUUACGUGAGAGCGAUGCUGUUGAAAUAGCACAUACAAUCAGCACUGUGAAAUAUGAAUAACCAAUAUUGGUUACUUUGUCAAGG
This is a messenger RNA of Cladophialophora immunda, 3760 nucleotides long. RefSeq lists its product as uncharacterized. Gene Ontology annotation, molecular function: zinc ion binding; sequence-specific DNA binding; DNA-binding transcription factor activity, RNA polymerase II-specific. The transcript has 3 exons. NCBI's taxonomy places the organism in Eukaryota, Fungi, Ascomycota, Eurotiomycetes, Chaetothyriales, Herpotrichiellaceae. Gene Ontology annotation, biological process: positive regulation of transcription by RNA polymerase II; DNA-templated transcription. The record is from RefSeq and is a predicted model, not a curated record. The coding region runs from base 152 to 2458 and encodes 768 amino acids.